UCCGCCUUCCGCCAUCAGAUUGGUUGCACCCUGAUACUGUGGCCCCGCCUAUUUCCCCGGGUCCUUUGAUCACGCGCCUGCCGGCUCUUCCGGGGCCCGGGAGCCAACCGAGGGCGUUCCUGUUCGGGGCUGCAGCAGUGGGAGGGAGCCCAGUGGAGGCGCCCUCCCGAGGCAGUACUGCCCAUGCUGACUACCCAGCCCUCCGGCUGCCGAUGUCAUGAGUAACACCACAGUGCCCAAUGCCCCCCAGGCCAACAGCGACUCCAUGGUGGGCUAUGUGUUGGGGCCUUUCUUCCUCAUCACCCUGGUCGGGGUGGUGGUGGCUGUGGUAAUGUAUGUCCAGAAGAAAAAGCGGGUGGACCGGCUUCGCCAUCACCUGCUCCCCAUGUAUAGCUACGACCCUGCUGAGGAGCUCCACGAGGCUGAGCAGGAGCUACUCUCCGACGUGGGAGACCCCAAGGUGGUCCAUGGCUGGCAAAGUGGCUACCAGCACAAGCGGAUACCCUUGCUGGAUGUCAAGACAUGACCUGAUCCCCUUAACCCUGAUCUUCAGGACCAUGGGGUCCAGAGCCCUAUAGCCUGUUGCUUCUCUUCCCCCACCCCCACCCCAAUUGCAUCCUCUCAGCUCCCCCUCUUAGUUACUGGGUCUCUCCUCCUCCAUCCCCAGCAGCACCCAUUUCCUAAGCCCUGCAUAUAGCAGUCAGCAGCCCCUGCUAUCACUUAACUCCCCGCCAGGCCAUUGGUCCUUUGUGGGCUGAGCCUGCCAGCCACUCCAGGGCACUGAUAGGAACUUUUCCUUCUGCGGUGGAAGGGUGGCUGGAAGGGAAGCUUUGCCCUUUCCUUGGGCACUGUCUCUAACGACCCCUGACCUGGCUUUGGAGCUGUUUCCAGGGUUACAGGGCCUGAUGUAUAGUAUUCAGUAUAUAUAUUUUGUAAAUAAAAUGUUUUGUGCCUA
Messenger RNA from Vicugna pacos (alpaca), 955 nucleotides. RefSeq names its product small integral membrane protein 29 (gene SMIM29). Lineage: Eukaryota; Metazoa; Chordata; Mammalia; Artiodactyla; Camelidae. The record is from RefSeq and is a predicted model, not a curated record.